Myotis lucifugus (little brown bat) is the source of this 1266-nucleotide messenger RNA. RefSeq names its product PRAME family member 12-like. Gene Ontology annotation, cellular component: cytoplasm. Gene Ontology annotation, biological process: negative regulation of cell differentiation; negative regulation of DNA-templated transcription; positive regulation of cell population proliferation. Bases 1 to 1266 code for a protein of 421 amino acids. The record is from RefSeq and is a predicted model, not a curated record. Lineage: Eukaryota; Metazoa; Chordata; Mammalia; Chiroptera; Vespertilionidae. The transcript is spliced from 2 exons.
AUGAGCAUCCGCACGCCACCCACACUCCUGAAGCUGGCAGCAAAGCGCCUGCUGAGGGACCAGGCCUCGGCCAUUGCAGCUCUGGAGUACCUGCCCGCUGAGCUCUUCCCAUACCUGUUCGUAAUGGCCUACCGUGGUGGACGCCACCCCCAGCUACUGAAGGCGUUGGCCCAAGCCUGGCCCUUCACUGUCCUCCCUCUAGGGGUCCUGAUGCAGCGUCCCCCUGAUCAUGCCCCAACCAGGGCCACCGGCUUAAAAGCCAUGUUUGACGCGCUUGACGUUCUGCUUGCCCAGGAGGUUCGGCCCAGGAGGUGCAAACUGCGGGUGCUGGAUUUAAGGAACACGGGUGCCAACUUCUGGGAUAUGUGGCUUGGAGUCAGCACCGAGAAUUGCUCACCGACAGGACCAGUGACUGUGCAUAGCUCCAGCCCCAACAUGGAGCAUCCCCUGGCUCCCUUGGAGGUGUUCCUAGACCUUAACUUCAAUGAGAGAGACCGGGAUAAGUUUUCCAUGCACAUCAUCCAAUGGGCCCAGCAGAAGAAAGGGUUGCUACACCUAUGCUGCAAGGCACUGAGGAUUUCUGAGGUGCCCUUCCAGAGGGUCAGGAGGGUCCUGGAUAGGGUGAGGCUGGACUGCAUCCAGAAGGUGUAUGUGAAAUGCACCUGGGACCUGACCACCCUGGGGACACUUGCUCUCUACCUGGGCCGUCUGGACCAGAUGCUCAGGUGCCUGCAGACUCCCUUGGACAAACUCUGCCUAACACAUUGCCAGCAGCUGACGCAUUCAGACCUGACACACCUGUUCCAGUGCCCGAACCUCAGGCAGCUGAAGAUCCUGCAUCUAUUUGGCCUCAGCCUUGCGGAUUUCAGUGAGCCCCUCCGAGCUCUGCUGGAGGCAGUGGCAUCCACACUCCAGGACCUGGGUCUGGAUAAAUGUGGGAUGGCGGACUCCCAAGUCGAGGCCAUCCUGCCUGCCCUGAGCCGCUGCCACCAGCUCAGAUUCUUCAGCAUCUCUAUGAACAACUUCCCCGUGGCCACCCUGAAUAAGCUGCUGCGCCACACAGCCGGGCUGCGCAGUUUAGAGUUCGAGAUGUACCCCAUCCCCCUGGAGUGUUACAGGACCCAAGGGACUGUCAACUAUGAGAGAUUUUCCCUGAUCCAGGCUGAGCUCACGGGGAUACUGAGGGAGUUAGGACAGCCCAGGACCAUCCAGCUUGCUACCAGGCAUCUUAGACAUAGGAAGUUUUAUGAGGUGGCGUUUUCAUGA